Molecule: messenger RNA, 2994 nt
Organism: Diceros bicornis minor
Lineage: Eukaryota; Metazoa; Chordata; Mammalia; Perissodactyla; Rhinocerotidae
Gene: SLC35E3
Product: solute carrier family 35 member E3
Exons: 5
Coding region: 23-964 (313 amino acids)
Cellular component (GO): Golgi apparatus
Molecular function (GO): nucleotide-sugar transmembrane transporter activity; antiporter activity
Source: RefSeq, a predicted model, not a curated record
GGGCGGCGGACCGGCGGGGGCCAUGGCGUCGCUGGCGGAGCGGGUGCGCGGCCACGGGCGCAUCGCCGCGGGGCUGCUGCUCAACCUGCUGGUGUCGAUCUGCAUCGUGUUCCUCAACAAGUGGAUCUACGUGCACCACGGCUUCCCCAACAUGAGCCUGACGCUCGUGCACUUCGUGGUCACCUGGCUGGGCCUCUACGUCUGCCAGAAGCUCGACGUCUUUGCCCCCAAGAGCCUGCCGCCCUCGCGGCUCGUGCUCCUGGCGCUCAGCUUCUGCGGCUUCGUGGUCUUCACCAACCUCUCCCUGCAGAGCAACACCAUCGGCACCUACCAGCUGGCCAAGGCCAUGACCACGCCGGCCAUCAUCGUCAUCCAGACCCUCUGCUACGGGAAGACCUUCUCCACCAGGGUCCGCCUCACGCUGAUUCCUAUAACUUUAGGUGUAAUCCUAAACUCUUAUUAUGAUGUGAAGUUUAAUUUCCUUGGAAUGGUGUUUGCUGCUCUUGGUGUUUUAGUUACAUCCCUUUAUCAAGUGUGGGUGGGAGCCAAACAGCACGAGUUGCAGGUGAACUCGAUGCAGCUGCUCUACUACCAGGCUCCCAUGUCGUCUGCCAUGCUGCUGGUGGCGGUGCCCUUCUUUGAGCCAGUGUUUGGAGAGGGAGGCAUCUUUGGUCCCUGGUCGGUCUCUGCUUUGCUUAUGGUGCUGCUGUCUGGAGUAAUAGCUUUCAUGGUGAACUUAUCAAUUUAUUGGAUCAUUGGGAACACCUCACCAGUCACCUAUAACAUGUUUGGACACUUCAAGUUCUGCAUCACUCUCUUUGGAGGGUACGUCUUAUUUAAGGACCCGUUGUCAGUUAAUCAGGGUCUCGGCAUGUUAUGUACGUUAUUUGGCAUUCUCGCCUACACCCAUUUUAAACUCAGUGAACAGGAAGUAAGUAAGAGUAAAUUGAUACAACGUCCUUAAUCGUGUUUUUGUGGAGAAAAGAAAGUCGUCCAAGAAGAUAAAAAUGUUACCUGCACAAGUUACUUUCAAAGAAGGAAAAAAGUGCUGCAGAAUCAUUGAAUGAUGGUUUGCAAGAAGGAACACAAAGGAAACUAUAUUCAUAAAUAUGACGUUCUCCUUUACAGUACCUUUUUAAAAAAAAUUCUCUAAAACAGUGGCUCAUGCUUCUUUUCAAAGAUGCUUGUGUGAAGAAUAGAGGACGGUGCGGUUGCACCAGUGUAGUCGUGGAGUUAAACUCAGUAGCAGUGACGGGGGAGUCCGGGUCACUGUCCUGCAGGCGUGUGGGGGUUGUCAGUGUUCACAGGCCUCUGAGGAAGGACACGUGGGGCCACUCCCCCUGCCGCUAGGUGGGCCCCAGCAUGAGCUCGAUUAUCAUUUCGGCCAGUGUUCAAGUCAGAAUUUAAAUCUAGCAUUUCUGUUUUUGUUGGUUUAGUAUAACUCCCUGCUUAUUUACAGAAAUGAAGUAUCAUUUAUAGAAAGCGAAGUGUAGUAAAGAAGACCGUACGACAAAAUCCAAUUAUAAAAGUUUCAUUUUCUAGUAGAAAAUUGAUGUAAGAAGUUAUACAUUAUCAAAAAGCUGCAGUUUCUGAAGGUAUUCUUUGUUUUUGAGCUCUCAGUGAACUCUAGGAACUGUACGUGGAGUUAAAAACGACAUGGCUCCCUGGAAUGACCAGAAGAAGAGACUGUGGAUGGAGGUGAACAGGUUUCUGCCUGUUCUGGGGGCUCUUCUCUGCCUCUGAGCAGUUCAUGGUAGUGGUUUCUCAAUACCCUCUCCCUGCCGGCGCUCCCCACCCCUGCAUCGGAGGCGUCCUCGGAGCUGUGUCCUGCCCUGAAGGAUCUGGAGUGCCUGUCCAGCCUUCCCAGGGUGGCUGAGUAGCACGCGGCAGAUCAGGGCAGAUGCUCUCCAGACACCGAGCAGAAGCCUGGUGAAAAUAUGAGGAAAGACGUGCAAGAGAAGUAGGAGAACAGCCAAUAUUUAACUAGUUUCAUGAGUUUUUAAAGGGAUAAUUUUAAAAAAUCAGGGUACAGGGGGAAUCCAUAAUUUCCACUUAAAGAUAUAUAGUGCCACGUAUUUAACUGCAGAACGUAUUUUCUGCCUUCCACCUUCUUGAUAUAUGAGCAUUAAAAGCGGUUGUUGAUAACCUCUCAGGAUAAAUUGUGGCAGAUAAUCCUCUUGUAAUAAAUAAUUCUUUUUCUAAAUAUUAUUUAUAAGCUUUAAAUGAGAAAACAACUCUUAAGAGGACAUGGAGCCAUGUGUAUAAAAUAGACCUUUUAGGAUUUUUUUCCUGGACUGUUUGAAAUGAAAAGCCACUGAAAACCUAUUUUGAUGGAAUUUCAGUGUUAUCAGUCAGUCUGUUGUAUGAUUGGUACGCGUGAUUUCUAUUUUUGUUUUAAAUAUUCUUUGGUUCUUCUCAGUUUCCAAAGAUGUAUUUUAUGGUGUUAAGAAGUACAAAGCAGUUUAUCUCACCAGAUGAGCCUCAGGCCUUACGUUUGUCUGAGAAACGUUCUCUCUGUAUGUUUAACGUAUAAUUAUUUCCCCAAAGCUGGAGAAAGUAUGUCACACAGCAAGGGUUAUAUGACUUCUGUGCGCUAACAGCUGCGUUGAUUUGUGCCAUGUGCAAAUUCUUCUUGACUGUAAAUACAACAGGGGGCGUUAUAAUAAAUGACUGAUGUCAAUAGGAAUGCGGUAAGGGGUUAGAGCAAGGUAGGGUGGGAGUACGUCCAUAUAAGGGAAUAAAAUAUGUGCUGUUGGAACUAGAGCCUGAUAAACAUUUUUUCCCUGAAGACGAUCUUCCCUUUGAAAAGGAAAUUCCUGGGGGAAAAAUGCACCAGUUGACCGGGACCAACCACAGAGACAGACCGGAAGACAGUGCUGUGGAGGGACACUCUGUCCUUCUGGUACAGGUGGAACUGCUCUUGUUUUUUAUCCUCUGUUAAGUGAUCAAACUUCAGUUUUUACCUGUUCAAAUAAAGAGGAUCUGAUGUUUUUA